Ruditapes philippinarum (Manila clam) is the source of this 2529-nucleotide messenger RNA. RefSeq lists its product as uncharacterized. Gene Ontology annotation, molecular function: zinc ion binding; GTP binding; protein binding. Lineage: Eukaryota; Metazoa; Mollusca; Bivalvia; Venerida; Veneridae. Bases 249 to 2438 code for a protein of 729 amino acids. The transcript has 5 exons. The record is from RefSeq and is a predicted model, not a curated record.
CGAGAGAGGAUUUAUUGAUUGGUGUGCUUACUUAAAUACAUAUUUGUUUGUAUUUUAUUAGAUGUUUGUUAAGAGGUAUUUAAAACUUUUUAUACAUAAAUAGUUGUAGUGGUAAUUUUCCAUCAAAGUUGUGUCGUAUAUUUCAUUGAAUUCAUGACAUGUGCUUUUUGUCGCAACUUAUUUAAAUAACAGGACACGAAGUGGUUAAGAUGUCGACUGGCCUUGGUGACUAAGACGAAAUAUUUUUCAUGAUGGCCGUGCGACCAAGAAAUACAGAUGAAUUUCAUUCACAAUAUCAGCCAAACAGAAAUGUUUUUUGUGGUGCGUGCCUGGAAGAGGAUGUCCAAAGAAACUCGGUUGCAUACUGUCUGAUGUGUGAUGAACACCUUUGUUUAAGUUGCGCAAAGUAUCACAGGAAAAUGAAGUUGUUAAGGCAUCAUGUUUUAAAAGAAAUAGUUGACCUGGUAUCAGAGAAUCACCCUGGAAAACCCUUGGCAGGAAAAAUUGAUUAUGAUUCAAUACUACUGAUAUGGGAGCCUCCACUAAAGUCAAAAGAAGGGGAUUACUACCAGAUAUCGUACAAGGAUGUAAGCAACAAUAGAAAAUGGAAAGUUGAUGAAUGUGAAUACACCGUACCAGUUGCCACAAUUUCAUGUCUGCAGCCUAAUACCAUAUAUAUAUUUCGUGUGAAAGUUAUACACGAAAACGGCGAGGAAGGUCCAUACAGUCAGGCAACUGCGGAAAUUCGAACACUACCCUCACUUGCAUUAAGAUUAACAAAGACUUUGACUCCCAAACAAACGAUAGGAUCAUCAUCUAUAUAUUCGUUGCCCUUUACUGAAAUGAAAGCAGUGGAAAAUAGCAGGGCCCGUGCAAAAAGAUUUACUUUUGGAAAUCCACAUUCAGACGGAUAUGUUGAAUCAAAAACAAUACUAUUAGUUGGUGCAACUGGAACAGGAAAAAGCACGUUUGUAGAUGGUAUCGUAAACUAUAUUUUAGGUGUAACAUGGGAAGAUCCGUUCAGAUUUACGGUGACCAAUGUAGAGGAUGAGGAACAUUUGAACCAGGCGAUUUCUCAAACAGAAUACAUUAAAUGGUUUACAAUAAAUCCGGAAAAGGGAAGCCGUUUGAACUAUCAACUGCAUGUUAUCGAUACACCAGGAUUCGGUGAUACACGUGGAAUUGAAAGAGAUCAGGAAAUAGUUGAACAGAUUCGUAAUCUUUUCUCCGAGACUGAGCCAAAUGGUAUCACUUUUAUUGAUGCAGUCUGCUUUCUAAAUAAAGCACCAGAUGCACGUUUGACACCUUUACAGUCCUACAUUUUUCAUUCAAUUAUGUCAUUAUUUGGAAGAGACAUAGAAAGCAAUGUAUGCUCUGUCAUUACCUUUGCCGAUGGCGGUACUCCGCCUGUCUUGGCUGCAUUACAGCAUAGCGGACUUCCUUUUGGAAAACCAUUUUCAUUUAACAACUCUUGUCUAUUUCUCAAAUCUGACGAGGAUAAAGUUGAACCUGAUUUUGAUGUUUUAUUUUGGAAUAUGGGACAAAAAAGUUUUAAUGUAUUUUUUGAACAUCUUGACCAGCUUCAAUCAAAAAGUCUAAAAAUGUCUAAUAAUGUACUUCGUGAAAGGUUCUGCCUACAAGCUAAUUUUCAAAAUCUGAAGGACAGUCUUGAUGUGGGCCUUAAAAUUUAUAACUUUCUAAAGCAAGAGAAAAGAAUAAUUCGAGAAAACAAGUCAGUGAUAGAAGAAAAUCGACAUUUUGAGUACGAAGUUCAAGAAACAAAACAGAUUAAAAUGCCAAUUCCAAAAGGUGGCAAUGACGUUAACUGUAAAAGGUGCAGUUUUAAAUGCCAUACUUAUUGUAUGUGCCAUGAAAGUGAAGAUAAACCAAUGUGCAAGGUUAUGAAUACAGAGGGCUUUUGUGAAGUGUGUCCUGGAAAAUGUCAUGUCAAGAUACACCAAAGAGAAGAUUUUAGAUAUGAAUAUGUAUAUAUGAAGGUAAAGAAAACCUGUGCCGACAUGAAAGAGAAAUAUUGUGAAGCUGAAGGAAAGUUAUUGACACAUAAGGAGAUUGUAGAUAGAAAUGAACAAAUGCUCAGAGAGCUUACUUAUAAUAUAGAGCAAUUGAUAAUGCUUAUUCAAAAAUGUAACGAACGGCUUAAAGAAAUCGCUUUGAGACCCGAUCCCAUUACAGUGCAGGAAUUUAUUGAUUUGUUGAUCGGAGAAGAAGAAAUGUCGAGAAAAGAUGGUUAUUUGGAGAAUAUCAGCAAUUUGAAAGAGCUUCGCGAAUACGUUGAUAACCCAAUGCAUUUUAAAUCACGACAAGAAGAUUCAAGCAUGACAACUACCACUGUAAAAGAAAGUGGCAGUUCAAUAGACCAAGCAUUUCAACAGAUAACUCUGCGUUUGAGAAGCUACAUUCCAAAUUAUAAACAAUAAACUUUAAAUCUUUCAAACAAAUUCUAGGUUUUUUUACCAAUAUGCUCUGUUUUCACUUUGUAAAAGAACGUCUUAAUCUAUAGUACUAAGG